Messenger RNA from Mytilus californianus (California mussel), 3960 nucleotides. RefSeq lists its product as uncharacterized. NCBI's taxonomy places the organism in Eukaryota, Metazoa, Mollusca, Bivalvia, Mytilida, Mytilidae. The transcript is spliced from 2 exons. The record is from RefSeq and is a predicted model, not a curated record. The coding region runs from base 172 to 2403 and encodes 743 amino acids.
UUUGAUCUUAUAUCUAUAAGAGUAUUUUUUAUUACUAUAUACUGCAUGUUCUGAUACAUGCGAUAUUUCUAUAGAUCUCUCAGUACCACAUGAAUACAAGCACCGAAUCUGCAUCAUUCAUAUAAUUAACAUUAACCGGAAUUCAGAUUUGUAAUAAUCACCUGAAAGACAAUGCAGAAAACAACAGUUUAUUCGCUUAAGGAAUGGGAUAACAUUUCUAAAAUACCUCUCAUACAUAUGACUUAUGUUAUGCAAUUACUUCUGCCCCGCCGCCAUAUUGGACGAGAACGCCUACAGGCGGAUAAAGAAAAAGUUCUGGCAGGAUGUUCGCCUGAAAAGCUAGGUAUACAGCAUAGUUUAAAGAUAGUUCCAGUUGGAAGUAAAUCGGAAGGUUAUGGAAUACCGGACGCAGUUAGAAUGACCGGGGAUCAUCACGUCGAGUUUUUGUCGGACAUUGAUGUUAUGCUUGUAAAAGAAGAAUUUCAAGCAGGAGCGAGUGAAUUUAAGGAAGACGGCACAACACAUUCUGUAUUUAUUGAGACUAAUCAAACGCACCCUGGUUAUGGAAGGGUUCGAUUAAUUGCACCUAAAGUUAAGGAUAGUCCACUAAUUUUUCAUGACGACGAAGCAAAAAAAUAUUAUAUAAGUUCAUAUAUGCUAAUGAAAGAACAAUACAAUCAGGUAAAAGAUGACCCUGAUGAUGUUUUCAAUUAUUUACGACAAGGUCCAGCUAUUUCAACCGAAGAUUCUCACCAGCUUACUCUUCAUCGAGCAAAAAGUGGUAAAAUAUAUCAUCCUUAUGAUUAUGUGAUUGCUAUACCAUGCGAGGCAUGGCCGGAUGUUGCUGUGGAAUGGACACAACGAAAGCGCCGUAAUGGCUGGUUAACUCCUGAUAUUAUUAAAGAAAUUGUUUCUUGUGGUUGUCACAUGGUACCAGUUGCACAUCGUCACAGUACUCGCCCCGAAAUUGAAUGGAGAUUAUCAUUUGCUAAAACUGAGGAGCUCCUUGCUCGAAAAGCUGUUACUUCAGGCCAGAGACAGUGCCUUAUUUACGUGAAGAUGCUACGGCUACAGCUGAACAUGAAAAAACUAUCAUCUUAUUGUCUUAAGAACGUGUUUUUACACUGUUGUGAUGAACUACCUACGACUGCUUGGGAUAAUGACCCAGCUGGUUGCGUGAUUUAUAUGAUAGACAUUUUAAUUGAAUGUAUAGAUCGGAGAUAUUUACCUGGCUACUUCUUACCUAAAAAUAAUCUAAUAGACCAAUUGGAAAACCAGGAUUUUGACGAGAUUAAGUCUUCUUUGAAAACGAUGCGAAACGAUCCUUUAUCGCCGAUUUUAGAUUUUAGUGAUUUCCGAGUCUUUAUACUCUCAACAGAAGACUGUAUAAGUUAUAAAACGUCGUUCCGCGAUAUUGUUCGACCUAUCAUGAACGACAUUUUAUCUAGAUCUCAUCUUGAGACGAAACAGUCGAUCUUGGGUUGCUUUUUAGAUGUUCAAUGUAUAGUAGCAUCAGUCAUGCUGAGUGAAAAACGCUCACCAUUUUAUUUUCAUUUAGAUUUCUAUCAACUCUUUAUUCAGAAAUAUUUUCAAACGCCAUUUCUUGAUUUAAUUAUAUACAUAGGCAUUAAACUGAAUUCUGCAUUUCUAACGCUGAUGUUUUAUGAGAAAUGUUUGAAAGAGGUCACUGAUUUUCCAGAACUUGAAAACCUGCGAGGUGAUAUGGCUUGCAUGUGCUUUUCCCUUGCAAGAACUUGUGAUGAACAAUGGGCAGCGACAAUGCGUUUAGGUCAGGCAGAAAGGAUUUUCAAAGAAGUUGUACGUAAAAGUGGUGUGUACCAUCCAAGCACUAUUGACUAUUCAAAUUUUCUGUGUUAUACUGAAAAAUGGAAUGAAGUCAUAAAUUUGCUUGAAGAAUUCAUAGAAUCCGAUGAAAAAAAGCGAAUGGUGAUGGCAAACAUAUAUCAUAAGGUCGAAUCUCCAACGUUAAAUGAACAAAUUAAAAAGGAAGUUUUAUAUUCUGGUUAUUUCGAGGCAAAUUCCCUGGCUUUUGCAUAUUACUUUUUGGUCAAAGCAUAUUUGAAGCUUGACUCAACCAAAGUUAAACAAGUUCUCGGCAAAUUCUUGACAUAUUGUCAAUCUACAGUAAGCUACGGAAAUUUCGAACUUCUAGGCUAUAGUGGAGUAAAUACCAGAAAUUACUUUCUGGCAGAACUAGCAUUCUCAAAGGCUAUAGUAUUAACACAACAUAAAUCACUAGCGGAAGAAAACGUUGCUUCAUGUAAGAGUAAAAUCUGGCAUCAUAGAAAAAAGAACUUGUUCAAAUACAUUUUGAUCAUAGGAAAUAUUUUAGACAAUAAUUUACAUAAUGUGUGCGAUAUUUUAUUCCAGACAAUUCAAUAGAUUGAAAGAAAAAAAAAACCCAGCAGCACGCAUAUUUAAAAAAAGAUAAUCUAAUAUGCUUAGUUCUUUGGUGUAUAUUUAAUUGUCUCAUUGGCUAUCAUCCACACAUUUUUAUAUUUAAUGCAAGAAUACAUGCGAAGUAACAAAGGUAAAAAAGUAAAGGUAUUAAAGGGGCAUUAGCUACGAGAUAUAAACAAAAUAUAUAUGAUUUCUUUUUGUUCAAUCAUUAAUGAAAGUGAAAUAGUGAAAUAAUAAUUCGCUUUUAACAGUCAGUUUGGUUCAAUUUUGUCAAAAUAAGCUAAGAAACAUCGCUGAUGAAUUAUUCACUUGCAAGUGAAUAAUUCGACCUCAUUGAAUGCGUAUUCAUGUGACCUUCAAUUUAAUCCCUUAGCUAGAGAUUGGUUACGCAUGUAUUAAGCGUGUUCAGCAAUUAACAGGAAAAUAAUGUCAACAUUGAAAGUGAAGCAAAGGUGAACCAUUUCGUUGACAGAUUCAAUCCACAAAAAAACAUUCUUAUACAGGUAAAAAGGAUGAUUAACUUAUUUUUAAAACCUAAAACACGAACUCAGUCAAACAGACUUAGAAAAAAUCCUAUUUUUAUUUAUGUUUAUGUUUAUAUCGAAUUAUGUGACCGUCGGCAGUCUUCCGAUGUCAUCUCGAUAGUUAAGUAGAUGGCGUCUAGACUAAAAUACACAUGAAAUGCUGAUAUAUAUUAUCGAUUCCAUGCAUUGUUAAUUGUUUAUUUGACUUAUUGUAACUCUGAUAUACGUUUUAGUAUGUUGUAAUAAAAUAUUAGAAUUUGAGUCAAAUCGGUGAACAUGAAUUUGACAACUAAUGCCCCUUUAACUUAAAAAAUAAUUAAAAAAGUCAGAAUCGACCGCUCGGAACAACAUGACGACGACAACAAAUGUUUCAACGAUUGCUUUUUGGAAAAAAAAGUGUAUGCAUAGGUAUAUAACGUCACCAAACCUUCAGUAGUACCAACAAAAUGUUACAACAAAAAUACCUAACUCCAAGGUGAAUUCAAAAAGGGGGCAGUCCAUACUGACAAAACUAAACACUCGACUAAAUCAAACAACGUAACGACUGGAAAUCAACUGUCAUAUUCCUGACUUGGUACAGACCUUUUCCGAAAAAAAAGGUGAAUUAAAAUUAUAAUAAUGACUGAAUUCAACAGUUCUAUGUAGUCAAAAUGCCGAGACAAAAACGUAUCAUUAUGAUAAAUUAUAUAUAUUUUCUCAUAAAACAGACCAUUAUGAGGUAAAAACUACUAAUUUGCUAGGUAUGUCCAAUAUUUUGACUAAAGCAAUUUAAUUUCAGUCUUUUUUUUAUGAGUUUUGAUAUAAUUUAAGCGAACUGUAUUGUUAAUAUCUUGGAGGUAGGAAAACAGACCAUUAUAUUGGUAUGGUGUAAAUAUUGGUGAUUUUUUUUUUGGUACUGUUUAUGAACUUCAAUGUACGACUUUCUAAUAUUGUACAACAUUAAGGAUAUUUAAGAGAUUACAACCAGUACUUUAUUCAUAACCAUAAUAUGAUUAAAAUUAAAUGAUAACGUGCG